Molecule: messenger RNA, 2025 nt
Organism: Ustilaginoidea virens
Lineage: Eukaryota; Fungi; Ascomycota; Sordariomycetes; Hypocreales; Clavicipitaceae
Exons: 1
Coding region: 1-2025 (674 amino acids)
Source: RefSeq, a predicted model, not a curated record
AUGGUACCCGAACAAGGCGCUGGCGGACCUGUUGAGAGGACUCGAAGGAGUCUCUCCACCUCAGCACCCUGCCCCAACAACGACAGCAAAGCAAUGCAAGAUGCCGAUGUUCAAAUGCAACCACCACCUCAGGACGAGCCGCAAAGCUCGAGCACCGCAAAACCAUCCUCACAAGAGUCGCCCCGGCGGUGCAAUCUGCGAGCAUCUACCCCUGGGUCUUCAGCUUUGUCAAGGAAUCCCUCUACCGAAUCCUCGUCUUCAGCCUCAACUCCCGAACCGGCCGUUACCCGCCACGCGAAGCGGGCCUCUCACCAGCAACAUUCGUGGCCCUUGGAACCGCCAGUCACAAGAUCAACACUAAGCGAACUCGACGUGUCAAAGAUUAUUUACAAUCCAAAACUCAGGCAUGACAUCAACUUUGACCCGGGGCUGCACUUCAGACCAAACCUCGAUGGCGAAAAGGGCCGCAAGAAGCAAGAGAGGGCAAAUCAGUUUUGGAAGAUGAUGAAGGAGGAGCUGGCCAUGUUCAUCACGGAUCGACCGAGCUUCUACGCCAAGCACGGCGAAAGCGACGAGUGGACUUUGCCCACGCUUUUGAAGGCGGUCAAGGAGAUUAUUCAAACCCUGGUGCCCCAACGGGAUCGCCAGUUUCUGGACGAGGGUCUCAACAUAGACCUUCUGAUGCAGCAGUUUCACAAGGGCAUGGCCGACCUGGAAAAGCUUGCGCUGUGGCUUUCGCGCGUGCUCAAGUCGCACUGUGCUCCAAUGCGGGAUGAUUGGGUGGAUACCAUGUACACGCAGCUCAGCCACGGCAAUCGAGAUUCGGAUUUGGAUCAGCUGGUGACGGGAAUGCGCAGCCUGCUCAGCGUCCUGGAGGCCAUGAAACUAGACGUGGCAAACCACCAGAUACGAUGUCUGCGGCCAGUGCUCAUUGAGGACACUAUCCACUUUGAGCAGAAGUUCUUCAUCAAAAAGAUCAACUCACGAAAGGUGGACAUUAGUGGCGCCCAGGAAUGGUACCGAGAUGCCGACAGGCGAUUCUCGGGCACGCUCGGGAGCGACAACACGUACAGCUUUGGCGACAUGGGCGUGUUUUUCGAGGCCCUGUCUCGCCUCAUCCUGCCCUCGUCCGGCGAGAAGCGAGUGCCCGGCACGUUUCUGUUUGAUGAGGAGCGCAUCAUGAAGCUCCGAUCCGACAUGGUGGAUGCCAUCAACCUGGACAUUUGCAUGCGAAUGUACGAAGACCUCGAGCGGGUUUCCCGCUACAGCUUCAGAAUGCUGGGCAAGAACAGCCGACCACUGGAUGAGGAGACGCUGAGCACGGCGACAAUACCCAGCUCCGAGUUCAACUUUAAUACGCCACUAUCUAGCUCCCGACCCUCGAGCUUGGUUCUCAGCGCGUCUGGGUCGGCAGCUUCGUCUCCACGCUCCUCUCUGGUGAUGCCUUUGUACGUGGCGCCAGAGAGCAGCGAGGCUCGGAUAAAGGCCAAGAAUGUCUACAACUCCCUGGUGGCCCUGCUGCAGUCUGCCACUCCGUCGACGCGGCCCGCGAGCCGAUGGCAGACAAUGGCCCCUUCGAUGGCGCUCCAAAUCUUCCGGUUCACGGAAGCUCCGUCGGAGCUGCUGCCGACCUUUGAGGAGAAGCUCAUGGACAACAUCUGCCGGGUGGACUCUGCAAUGCACAGGGAGGUAGAGCAGGCUUUUCACAGCGGACUGAUGGCCGAACUUUCCAGCCGCGUCCGCGAGUUCAAGUCACUAUCUGGCGUCUCACUCUUUGGGGUGGCGACUGGCGGACGCGUCUCCAGCAGCAGCAGCGGCGGCGGCGGCCACGGCCACGGCCACGUUGGCCGAGACUUUGACUCGUUCCUGCGUGAUGGCCAAGAGGAGGGAGGUAUCGAAGACAUGGCUAACCGACUGGCCCAUCUCGGCGUGCUGCACUGGCGCGUAUGGGCCCAGCUGGCAUACCUAGGUGACGGCGAAGGCGAAGGCGACGGCGACGACAUGGCUGUGGAUUUCACCUGCUAA